This is a messenger RNA of Amphimedon queenslandica, 2010 nucleotides long. Its product is annotated as receptor-type tyrosine-protein phosphatase kappa-like. The annotation marks the transcript as partial. Gene Ontology annotation, biological process: protein dephosphorylation. The transcript has 11 exons. The record is from RefSeq and is a predicted model, not a curated record. Lineage: Eukaryota; Metazoa; Porifera; Demospongiae; Haplosclerida; Niphatidae. Gene Ontology annotation, molecular function: protein tyrosine phosphatase activity; protein binding.
UGUUAGCAAUAUUGAAUCUGAUGCUGUUGAUCUUGACUGGAGCCCUCCUAAUAAGCUAUUGCAAAAUGGUCAAAUACUGAGCUACAGUGUUUCAUGCUCUUUUGUUGGUAAUAAUUCCUUCAAUACAGUGAACACAACAUUGUCUAUCUCUGACCUUGAUCCCUAUACCACUUAUACUUGUAAUGUAUCUGCUAUUAAUGUGGUAGGUGUUGGGCCUGCUACAACAUGCUCCUUUACUACAGCACAAGAUAUACCUUUUGAUGGUCCACAGAAUUUCAUUUCAAUCCCCAAUAAAACAUUUAUAUCUUUUCGUUGGACAGCACCUGAAAUUCCUAAUGGUGUUAUCAUUAUAUAUAAUUUAACUGUUACUAAUCUGGAUACAGCAAGCACUACAGUCUAUAUUAUUAAUGUUACAGAUAGUAAUGAGAUUAUUGAGAGUCUCAUUACUGGUUUCAGUCCAUAUCAGAAUUAUACUGCUAGUGUUAGUGCUAGUACAAUCAUUGGAGCUGGACCAGUGGCUACUACUGCAGGAAGAACACUACCAGAUGUAUCAUCCCCUGUAUUACUGGUGACAAUACCUGUGAUUAUAUCUGGUGUAUAUAUUACAGAGUCAUUGCCAAGCAUUAGUGAUACAGCUGUUAAUUUAACUUGGAGACCUCCACUAUACCCCAAUGGGCGAAUCACUGGUUAUAAUAUCACAAAUGAUAAUAAUGGGAGAUCAUACUGGAUACCUAUUACCAGUGUGGAAUUAGUUUAUUCACGCAUUGUUACUGAAUUAAGCAUUGGUAUGUUGUAUAAUUUCACUAUAAGAGCAUUCAAUGAAUUAGGAGGAGGAGAAUCAGCAAGUGUUUCAGCAUUCAGCAAACCAGAUACUCUUUUACUGUCUCCUCCUGAGAGAGUAGAGGCUACUCUAUCGCAUGAUAAAACCACUAUCACCGUUAGCUGGGAUAGCAAAACAUUUGAUGAAGUUGGUGCAUUCUUUGCUUACAAAGUGACUGCCACAACCACUUCAACUCGAAAAAGACAGUCAGGCAGUCCCAUUGAGAUGAUAGUACCUUACAAUACCACAUCAGUGUCAUUCACUGGAGUUAAUCCUAAUCUUAUGUACCAGAUAACAGCCUCUUAUAUUGCAUAUAGUCAGAAUGGGAGUGAGAUGACUGGCCCUCCUAGUAAUCCUGUGACACCAGUUAAUGCAGUGUCAUCAAGCACCAGCUCUAUGCAGACGGUCCUCAGUACUACUAGUGUUACUAGUUCACCUACCCUUACUCCUACAUUAUUUGAAGACACUAAAAAUAGCCCUUAUAUAAUUGGAGCAGCCAUUGGUGGAUUAUUAGUAAUAUUUAUCAUCUUGAUUAUCAUAGUACUUCUUGGUACAGUUAUACAUAGGAGGAGACACACCACAGGGAAAAUGACCUUAUCUACAACAAAUGACCCAAUAAUCACAUCUAACAAUGAAGCAUUUGAACUUACUGCCCCCGCUCCACCAAGAUAUGAUGAGCUAACAGAUGCAGGAAGAUCAGAGCAUUUAACUGAUGAAGAGAUGAUUGGUGUACUACUGGAAACUGAGGUAUCAAUAAGACAAGCACUUAAUGCCCAACCAGCCCAUUUGAAUGAUAAUACACUUGAUGAGGAUGAAGAGCAAGAGAUAGCAGAAGAACCUGUAUAUGUGAAUAUUGGGGAUCACAAUGAAUUCAAGCCCAUACAUGUCUCAGUAUUUCAUUCUCAUGUACUGGAGAUGCACAGUAAUAGUGACCAGGAAUUUGAUAAUGAAUUCAAGUCUAUUCCUAUGACUUCUGGAGCUGCUUACACUGUCGGUAGCUCAGAGGCUAAUAUUCCAAAGAACAGGUUCCUCAAUAUAUUCCCAUAUGAUGCAACACGAGUGGUUCUUACUACCAAAAGAGACUCUGAUUAUAUUAAUGCUUGCUUUGUUGAUGGAUAUGCAAGAAAAAACUGCUACAUUGCUGCACAAGGUAAUAACCUAUAUAGCUCUUUGCUUUAUUCCUCCAUCUU